Molecule: messenger RNA, 1587 nt
Organism: Ochlerotatus camptorhynchus
Lineage: Eukaryota; Metazoa; Arthropoda; Insecta; Diptera; Culicidae
Product: transmembrane and ubiquitin-like domain-containing protein 2
Exons: 4
Coding region: 205-1383 (392 amino acids)
Molecular function (GO): protein binding
Source: RefSeq, a predicted model, not a curated record
GCCAUCUUAAUUGUUGUGGUAUUAUCGCUGUUUAUGUUUUUGUAAACAAAAAUAGGAUUAUAGAAUGGUCACGCAAGGUGACACUUCAAAAGUGGAUUUCUUAAAUUAGUUGUGUCGUGGAUAGGUAGAGGCAUUUAACAUCGAUCGGCACGGCAGUGUGCGUAUUGCGGCGGGUGGCAGAACGCGAAGUACUGCAUCGAUACAAUGAUUAAUAUGUUGCCAUUUUUCGAGGAAUCGGAAGAGUUUCUUAACAGUUGGACGUUUGGAUUUUUGGCACUGAUCGUGGUGUACUUUGCGUGGCGCUCGACAUAUGUACGGGAGGAUCGUCCCAACUCGCAAGCCGCUGUUCUAGUCAUUGAAAACAACCUGAGACGGCUGAAUCGGAUCACUCAACAACCGGUCACUAUCAACAUUCUUCGAAGCUCGUCACAACAGUCUAAUAUCUCCAACGUGACCGAAACGGAAGAAUUAGACUUGGAAAACGACAGCAUCGCAUCGUCAAUUGAUAAUAUAACACAGUCCAUCUUGACGGAGGCGUCGGAAUCGGCUACGGGGCUAGACAUCAGCGAUUCCGAAACCUAUCCCAGUACAUCGGGAGUGGGAGGUCGAAGCAGUUUGGACGAAGUAGAUCUCGGUCCUGAAGAUAUUAUACGCCAAAUGGACCGUGAUUUGGAUGACACACCGGCAUCAACGUCGGGAACUCAGAGUGGCGGAACUGAUGGACUAAGAAACCGUACUCAGAGUCAAACUGCUCAAAAAGAAACCUCGGGUGCCGCAUCUACGGUCAGUAGUGCAACGGACAAACCAAAAGAGCAACUGCAAUCAAAGCAGAUUAGAAUAAAGUUAAAAUACUUGAACGACGAUUCCAAGCUGGUGGAGGGUAACCUCAACGAAGGGAUUGGUGAAUUUAAAAAGCGAAAUUUCACAAUCGAAAUAACAGCCAAGAAGCUGGUUCGGUUGGUGUUCAACGGUCAUGUCCUGCAGCCGGAUUCGAAGACUUUGGCUGCAUGUGGCCUGUUCGACAACUGUGUCGUGCACUGUCUGAUACAUAAUCCCAAACCUCAACAGGGAACGGGAGAUGGCAAUGGCAGUGGUACCGGUUCGGUAGGAGAUAAUGGAACUAACGAUGGAGUUGGAUACGCUACCGGUGGAGGUCUUGCUGGGGGAUCUACCGGGCGUGAUAAUCACACCCGGUAUGGGACAUACUUUAUCUAUAUCGGUACGUUAAUCUUUUCCGUGGCUAUUUCUUACUGUUGGUACUGCCGCUAUAACUAUGGGAAUUUGUUCAAUCUGAACUCGACCAUUGGGUUGAUCGUGACCACCACCAUAUUCCUAAUCAUGAUGCCGACGAUUAUUCUGACCGAUAGCAACAGUGCGAAUUAAGAUAUAUGAUUUUUACAUUCGGUAAGUACCGAUCGAAUUGCUGACAAACUUAUGUAUUUUAAUUGGACCGAACUAUUUUUCGUUGUAAUAAAUUAUAUCAUCGUUGUUUCCCGGGAUGAAGCUCCAACUUGUACAUAAUUCCAAAAUAGUGAUAGUUUUGUAUCUAUUGCAUUGAAUAUCCACACUGGCUAUAAGCUCCUUGAA